AUGGCCGACGUAAUCAAACUCCAAUACGCCGGCCGCAUCGCUACCAUCACCAUCGAUAACGACAAGAAGCUCAACGCUCUCGGCUUCCAAGGUUACUACGCGAUAGCCAAAGCAUUACGCGAGAUUGCCGCGCGCGACGACAUAUACAUCACAGUACUAACAGGCAAGGGCCGAUACUUUUCCGCCGGCGCGGACGUCUCCAUCCGCGCCAAAAAGCCCGAUGCCAACUCAGGCCCCUCCGAGGCCGACGUCUACAUGCGCUGGCUGCGGGACUUCGCAGCCAACAACCUGAACCUAACACGGGCGCUGUACACGCACCCCAAGAUCCUAAUCGCCGCGCUUAACGGGCCGGCCGUCGGGCUCUCAGCAGCGAUUACCGCGCAUGCCGACUUCGUGUACUGCGCGCCGCACACAUUUCUGCUAAUGCCGUUCUCGUCCUUGGGUCUCGUCGCCGAAGGAGGCGCUUCGCAUGCCAUGGUGCAACGGUUAGGGAUAAGCAAAGCCAACGAGGCGCUUAUCCAAUCCAAAAGGAUCACGUGUGAGGACCUCGUGCGCACUGGGUUUGUGAACAAGGUGUUUGAUUGCGCGAAGGGGGAUAGCGAAGGCUUUUUGAAGCAGGUUAUGAAGGAGAUUGACGAUACGAUGGGCGAUCAUUUGAAUAGCGAUAGUCUGCUGGGUAUCAAGGCGCUGAUACAGAAGCCGCAUAGAGAUACCCUAGAGAAGCAGAAUGUGGCUGAGGUUUUCGCCGGCCUGGACAGGUUCGUCAGUGGAAUUCCGGAGCAGGAGUUUGAGAAAAUCGCGUCGGGAAAGAAGAGGCAUAAGUUAUGA
This is a messenger RNA of Daldinia loculata, 828 nucleotides long. Its product is annotated as ClpP/crotonase. Gene Ontology annotation, cellular component: peroxisomal matrix. NCBI's taxonomy places the organism in Eukaryota, Fungi, Ascomycota, Sordariomycetes, Xylariales, Hypoxylaceae. The transcript is spliced from 2 exons. The coding region runs from base 1 to 828 and encodes 275 amino acids. The record is from RefSeq and is a predicted model, not a curated record. Gene Ontology annotation, biological process: fatty acid beta-oxidation.